AUGGCAAAAAUAGGAGCCGAAGAUCACAGAGAAGCACUAUCUCAGUCUUCCUUAUCCCUCUUGACUAAAACAAUGGAAGUAUUACAGCAAAGUAGCCCUGAAGGGACUUUGGAUGGGAAUACUGUAAACCCGAUUUACAAAUAUAUUUUGAAUGAUUUACCAAGAGAGUUUAUGUCAUCCCAGGCAAAAGCAGUUAUUAAAACUACUGAUGAUUAUUUGCAGUCUCAGUUUGGCCUCAACAGACUUGUGCAUUCAGCAGCAGUAUCAGAAGGGUCAGGACUUCAAGAUUGCUCCACACAUCAAACAGCAUCAGAUCACAGCCAUGAUGAAAUAUCAGACCUAGAUAGCUACAAAUCAAACAGUAAAAACAAUUCUUGUUUUAUAUCAGCAUCCAAGAGAAACAGACCUGUCAGUGCUCCAGUGGGUCAACUGAGGGUUGCAGAGUUCUCUUCUUUAAAAUUUCAGUCAGCCCGGAAUUGGCAGAACUUGUCUCAAAGACACAAACUUCAACCAAGAGUGAUUAAAGUAACAGCUUACAAAAAUGGAUAUUCGACAGUCUUUGCCAGAGUUACUGUACCAACCAUCACCUUGCUGCUGGGAGAGUGCACCGAAAAGCUGAAUCUGAACAUGGCCGCAAGACGAGUGUUCUUGGCAGACGGCAAGGAAGCCCUCGAACCUGAAGAUGUACCCCAUGAAGCCGAUGUUUAUGUUUCAACGGGAGAGCCCUUUUUAAAUCCAUUCAAAAAAAUUAAAGACCAUCUGUUGUUAAUGAAGAAAGUAACUUGGACAAUGAAUGGGUUGAUGCUUCCUACUGAUGUCAAAAGACGGAAAACCAAGCCUGUUCUUUCUAUUAGAAUGAAGAAACUUACUGAGAGGACCUCAGUCUGAAUUCUGUUCUUUAAGAAUGGCAUGGGGCAGGAUGGGCAUGAGAUUACAGUGGGAAAAGAAACAAUGAAAAAGGUUUUAGAUACUUGCACAAUAAGAAUGAAUCUAAAUUUACCAGCCAGAUAUUUUUAUGAUUUGUAUGGCAGAAAAAUUGAAGAUAUUUCAAAAGUUCCUCUGCUUGAAAAAUGCCUGCAAAAUUCCAUCACACCUUUGCGAGGACCACUUUGGGUCUCUAAUGGAGAAGGUUUCAGCCCCUCAGGAGCUAAGAUGUACAUCCAAGGAGUUCUUUUGGCCCUGUACCAACGAUUAAAGUCUGCAAAAAAAUAUUAUAAACAGUUGAACCUGGUCAUGAAUGAACAGAAGGAGAAAAUUACAGAAAAAGUCAUUCUUUCAAUGACAGCAAAGGAACACCAUAAGGAACAAGAAGAAGUGAGCAGGCUGAUUGAUGAAUUGCAGACAGCUAUCAAAAGCAACAGAGGUCAUCUCUGUAAACUUGGCCCCCAAUUACAGGCUGAGCAGGAGCAAUUCUCCUCUUAUGUCUACCAACACAUUAAAAGCCUUCCAGCAAACACGCUUGUCCCAGGAGGCCUGCAGCUCAAGGUAUUUGAAAAUGGUAAAAACACUGGAGAGAUCUCUGUUGGUAUCAGUAAAAAAGAUUUGGAAUCUGAUAGCCCAAUUCAAACUGACUAUAUGAUGGAACGGUUACUUCUGAAGAUUCAUCAAAGGCUUCAAGGUUCUUCCAUCAACCCACCAGGCCUCAAUUUUUCUUCAAUGCGGCUUUUUGAUGAGAAUGGCCAAGAAAUUAAGAAUCCACUUUCGCUGAAGAGUGAGCAAAAAAUUUGGGUCUCUUAUGGUAGAGCAUACAGAUCUCCACUAAAUCUUGCUUUGGGUUUGACCUUUGACCGAGUGAGUGCAUUUGCCAGAGGCGUCAUCAUGGUUGCAUAUAAAACCUUUUUGGAUCCUAAUGCUGUUCUGCUACCUGGAUAUGGCAAUUGGGAAGUUUGUGAGGGAUUUCCGAUUAAUUUCAACUGUACCAGUCAACAGAUACCUGACCAAUUUGAAAAGGUGGACUUGGAGAACCAUUUUCUAAAGAACAAGGUAGAUCCCAAUAUUGUCCUUCAUGCCUCUGUUUCCAUUGGAAAGUGGAGUUUCUCAGGCAGUGAAGCAAGCAGCAGAAGUCAAAUAGCGCCAUCGAUCCUGUGGCCUGUAGCCAGUGUGUGGCUGAUCACCAAGACUGGAAUGAUCCUGAGCCGAGCGAUAACUCAGGGCUGCCUGGCUAUUGGUCAUCCUAUCAGAGUCAAGGCUGCUGAGGGAACAUCACUAGAAGGAUAUAAAUUAAUCCUACAGAAAAGACAUAGUGGAGAUGAAUCUCAGAAGUGGGUGUUUGCAACUGAUGGUUGCAUUUAUUCAAAGGCUUAUCCUCAGUUUGUUCUGACCUACCUAGAGGAGCUAAAUGCACAAGUAGAUGUGACCCAGACAGAGUAUCACAUUCACCAUGGUGCCUGGACCACAGCUCAUCAGGAACAUGGCAGAAACUUAGCAGAAGAGGUUCUGCAAGAAAGUGCCAGCAACCCUGGUCUGAAGCAACUGCCAGAACCCUCAGACACCCAUUUAAUGCCAGAAGGUUCUCUUGAGGAGACAGGGCAGCUGACAGUAGCACUGGUGAGGAAACUGGAAGAGAAACAUCCUAAGGCUUCUGCUCAGAGAUGGGCCAUAAAACAUGAAGGAACCAGUAAGCCAGGCCAGUGGAAACACUCUAGAGUUGAAAAUCCUCUGUGAAACAAGCUUACCUACAUGUGGCCUGUCCUUCCCAGCGGCCAACUUAAUGAGGAGUUUGGUUGGCCAAUACAAGGACUGCUUGUUCCGAGCAGUCCUCCCAUGAAGAAACCCAUCUGUAAGACAACAGAGCCAUAUGCCCCUGUGCGACUCAGAGUUUUGCGGAAUGGAGACAAGAAUAAACACAGAUCCAUUACUAUCCUUGGUCCAGAUAUCUCACCUGGACAGAAAACACAAUGUACUGAGGUUUUAAAUUUUCCUUCUGCAGCUAGGAGAUUGUACAGUGAAAAGGGGAAGGAAAUAUUUGCCUUAAAAGACCUGCAAAAAGAUGAACUGGUGUAUGUUUCAUGUGGAGAACACUGGAUCCAUCCUGACCUGUCCAUUGCUCAGCAAAAGAAACAAAUAUUCCUGAGGAACCUAGAAUCAGACAUUGCCAAAAUUGCCAAAAUUCAAAUCUUCAGCAGCACACAUAAAAUAGAAGCUCUUGUUUUAGAAGUCCAAAGUGACAUUGUAUCUGGAAACAAGCUUGCUGUGCAUAAACCCGUAGCAAUUUUUGGAGAAGAAAAGCAAGUUACAGGACCAGAAGAAAAGCAAAUGCAAGAAGAUGCUCUAACAAUGGAAAAUGCUUCCAGUGAAAUUCUAGAUUCACAUGCAAGAGCUCAUCUUCGAUUGAAGGCUUGUCACACACUUCUCAGGUAUGCCUGGCAGGAAACUUCGCAUGACUUUGAUGAGGAUGACAGUCUUCCAAAGAAAAUGGAAAAAGAGCUCUUUGAAAAUGUGGAACCACAGAAGGAACACAGCUGUUCACCAAAGCAUAGUAAAUUGCACAAGCAUUGCCAUCAGCAGUUCGAAUACAGAGAUGGGCAGAUUAUAAGCCAUGCUGCUCCUCAGCUAGUCUUGGGGGUCCAAGGUCCCAAUCUCUGGUCAGGCAUGGAGGUGGUUUUGGUGGAGAAGAAAUCUGAUGGUAGUCAUCAGCACUGGAUACACCAGGAAGACAGCAGGACCUUUCACCUGGUGAGUAACCCUGACCUUGUGCUGGCAGUCUCUAUGAUCAAGACUAGAAAUGAAGUUUGUGGCUGUCCAGUUAUUGUUCAGAAAUAUAAGCCAUACAACAAUGGAGCUGCCAAUCACAAGUGGCAUUACAUGAAAAGUAAAGCACUUGUGGCUUUUCAUAGCACUGCUUUGGAUAAGGAAAUUACAUCAGCAAAUUGCGCUGGUGUCUGUACAUCAUCUGUGAUUAAAGAAGAAAACAUUGAUCAACCAGGAUACUGUUCUCUCUCACCUGAUGGAAAGAGAAAAGCUAUGCUCUGCUUGGCUUGUGGACAAUCCAUGAGAACAGAGAAAGGACUGAAACAAUUGCUUCCAGGUGUUCCAUUCCUCUGUAUUUCAGGCACCAAGACUCAGAAGCCCUUCUUACAAGGGCCCUUCAAGGUCAUCAGUGUGGCUGAGAUUGAUUUGUCAUGUGACAAGGCUGAAAAAACUCUAAGUUAUUACCAAGCACAUCUAUUGUCUUUACAGAUGAAGACCUGCACGCAAGCUGCAUCUCACAGUACCAUGGCAGCCACACACCAGAAGGCAGUGAAAAUAAUUGCAUACAAAAAUUGGGAUGGAUAUUGUAAUGGGAAGUAAAUUGUGGCUAGAACAUUCCCCAUUCUUCUUACAGAAUGCACGGAACAACCUGGGCUUGCCAGAGCAGCCUCCAAAGUAUAUACCAAAGAUGGAACCCCAAUCUUUACCUUGCGUGAUUUGGUUUUAUGGGCUCUAGAUGAAUCCUUGCUCCAGAGAGACUCUGAGAAACAAAAGCAAGAUGCAGCUCCUGUUGGAAAAGAACAGAUAAUUGUUGAAAAAAAUCCAAGAAUGAAAGUGAAAAACGGAUUAUUUGCAAAACCUGUGACAUCUGAUAGUUUGGAUGGUAUAGACAAGUCUUUGCUUAUCCUCAUCCUCAGAAAUCCUAUUGCCAUCUGGGUAUCUUGUGGUGAACCAUUUCUACCUCCAAAUGCUUUGCAGAAAGCAGAAAAAUUAGAGAAACAGAACUCUAAAAAGGACAGAAUUUUGGCUGAUCUAGAUAUCAUGAGACACAAAAUAAGACAGUUAAAAGGGCGGCGAGUAGCGGCAUGUCAGCCAGCCACCAUGGUUCCUACCAAGAGCCCUGUGCAGCCCGUGGUGGUUGAAGGAGGCUGGACCGAACAGACUCAAGAGGAAAUUAAACUCAUGGAACUUAGAAGACAUACAGAGGCACACCUUUCUGAAAUCCAAGAAAUGGAAUCCAAAAUAAAUUUUCCAAUUGCAACCAAAUGUAUAGCAGUCAAGCCGAGCAACCUGUAUAAGCAGCCCAACACAAAACGAGUGUGGAUUUAUCUAAAUGGAGGCAGACCUGAAGAUGACACUUAUGCCUGGGGCAAAACUAUUUCAGAGCUGUUGCAAGACUGCUCCUCUCGUCUCAAAAUGACCCACCCAGCUAGAGCACUGUACACUCCCGAUGCAGCGCCAAUUCAGUCCUGGGACGACAUAGAGCGAGAUAUGGUUAUCUGUGUGUCUAUGGGACAUGGUUUCAAAACCCCAAAAGAGUUAAAACAACUGAUGGAGAUCAGAGCAAAUUAUGCCAGAAUCCGACGGCAGCAGGGUCCUCAAGCCACAGACACUGUGGUGUCACCAUCCAUGAAGCUGCUGUCUCUGGUACAUCUCCACCAUUAA
Nomascus leucogenys (northern white-cheeked gibbon) is the source of this 5355-nucleotide messenger RNA. RefSeq names its product doublecortin domain containing 1 (gene DCDC1). Lineage: Eukaryota; Metazoa; Chordata; Mammalia; Primates; Hylobatidae. The record is from RefSeq and is a predicted model, not a curated record. Gene Ontology annotation, molecular function: microtubule binding. Gene Ontology annotation, biological process: regulation of mitotic cytokinesis; intracellular signal transduction.